Messenger RNA from Castor canadensis (American beaver), 5176 nucleotides. It is a transcript of the gene Mrc1, whose product is annotated as mannose receptor C-type 1. The record is from RefSeq and is a predicted model, not a curated record. NCBI's taxonomy places the organism in Eukaryota, Metazoa, Chordata, Mammalia, Rodentia, Castoridae.
CUUUUCAGCAAGACAGCUCUGAGGACCCGGGCUAGGUGGAGGGGCAUCAGGGCCCCAGCUGUUUUGUUUUGUUUUUCUGCCCUGCUCUCCAUUAGUGGAAGAAGAGGAUACUUUCUGGGCCAUGAGGCUGUCCUUACUCCUGGCUUUUGUCUCUGUCAUUCCAGUUGCUGUUCACCUAUUGGACAGCAGACAAUUUUUAAUCUAUAAUGAAGAUCACAAACGCUGCGUGGAAGUAAUAAACCCCAGUGCCGUCCAAACAGCCAUUUGCAAUCCAGAGGCUGAGUCCCAGAAAUUCCGAUGGGUGUCUGAAUCCCAGGUUAUGAGUGUUGCUUAUAAAUUAUGCUUGGGGGUGCCAUCAAAAACAGAUUGGGUUGCUAUCACUCUAUAUGCUUGUGACUCAAAAAGUGAAUUCCAGAAAUGGGAAUGCAAAAAUGAUACACUUUUUGGGAUCAAGAAUGAAGAUUUGUUUUUUAACUAUGGUAAUAGACAAGAAAAGAAUAUUAUGCUCUACAAGGGGUCUGGCUUAUGGAGCAGGUGGAAGAUUUAUGGAACCACAGAUGACUUAUGCUCUAGAGGUUAUGAAGCCAUGUACACACUCCUGGGCAAUGCAAAUGGAGCCACCUGUGCAUUUCCAUUCAAGUUUGAAAACAAGUGGUAUGCAGACUGCACAAGUGCUGGACGGUCAGAUGGAUGGCUGUGGUGUGGGACCACCACGGACUAUGACACUGACAAGCUGUUUGGAUUUUGUCCGUUGAAAUUUGAGGGCAGUGACGGACUAUGGAAUAAAGAUCCACUGACCAACAUUCUUUACCAGAUAAACUCCAAGUCUGCUUUGACAUGGCAGCAAGCCAGGAAGAGCUGCCAGCAGCAGAAUGCUGAGCUCUUGAGUGUCACAGAGAUCCACGAGCAAACAUACCUGACAGGAUUGACCACUUCCCUGACUUCAGGACUCUGGAUUGGCCUUAAUAGUCUGAGUUUCAACACUGGUUGGCAGUGGAGUGGGGGCAGUCCAUUCCGAUACUUGAAUUGGUUACCAGGAAGUCCAUCACCUGAACCUGGAAAAAGCUGUGUGUCACUAAAUCCUGAAAAAAACGCUAAAUGGGAAAAUGUGGAGUGUGUUCAGAAACUAGGCUAUAUUUGUAAGAAGGGCAACAAUACUUUAAAUUCUUUCAUUAUUCCUUCAGAAAGCGAUGUGCCUUCUAGCUGUCCCACCCAGUGGUGGCCAUAUGCAGGUCACUGCUACAAGAUUCACAGAGAAGAGAAGAAGAUCCAGAGAGAAGCCUUAAAAGCCUGUAGGAAGGAAGGGGGUGACCUUGCAAGUAUCCACACCAUAGAGGAAUUUGACUUUAUUCUCUCCCAGCUAGGAUAUGAGCCAAAUGAUGAGUUGUGGAUUGGCUUGAACGACAUCAGAAUGCAAAUGUAUUUUGAAUGGAGUGAUGGGACCCCUGUAACAUUUACCAAAUGGCUUCGUGGAGAGCCAAGCCAUGAGAACAACAGGCAGGAAGACUGUGUUGUGAUGAAAGGCAAGGAUGGGUACUGGGCAGAUAGAGCCUGUGAGCAGCUACUUGAUUACGUUUGCAAGAUGAAAUCACAAACUCAAGGCCCUGGACCAGUGGAAGAACAAAGAGGCUGCCGGAAAGGCUGGAAACGACAUGGCUUUUACUGCUAUUUGAUUGGACACACACUUUCAACAUUUGCAGAAGCAAACCAAACAUGCAAAAAUGAGAAGGCUUAUUUAACAACUGUUGAAGACAGAUAUGAACAAGCAUUUCUGACUAGUUUGGUUGGAUUGAGGCCUGAAAAAUACUUUUGGACAGGACUUUCAGAUGUACAAAACAAAGGGACCUUUCAGUGGACUGAAGAAGAAGAGGUUCAGUUCACACACUGGAACUCAGAUAUGCCAGGGCGAAAGGCAGGAUGUGUUGCCAUGAGAACUGGGAUUGCAGGGGGCUUAUGGGAUGUUUUGAAAUGUGAUGAAAAAGCAAAAUUUGUGUGCAAGCACUGGGCAGAAGGGGUAACUCGCCCACCGGAGCCCCCAACAACUCCAGAACCUAAAUGCCCAGAGGAUUGGGGUACCACCAGUAAAACAAGCUUGUGUUUCAAGCUGUUUGCAAAAGGAAAACAUGAGAAGAAAACAUGGUUUGAAUCUCGGGAUUUUUGCAGAGCUCUGGGUGGAGAGCUGGCUAGCAUUAAUAACAAAGAGGAACAGCAAGCAAUAUGGCGGUUGAUAACGGCCAGUGGGAACUACCAUGAGCUGUUUUGGUUAGGAUUGACCUACGGAAGCCCUUCAGAGGGUUUUACCUGGAGUGAUGGUUCUCCUGUUUCAUAUGAAAACUGGGCCUUUGGAGAACCUAAUAAUUAUCAAAAUGUUGAAUACUGUGGUGAGCUGAAGGGUGACCCCAGUAUGUCCUGGAAUGAUAUUAACUGUGAACACCUCAACAACUGGAUUUGCCAGAUACAAAAAGGAAAAACACUAAAACCUGAGCCAACACCAGCCCCUCAAGACAAUCCCCCAGUCACUGAAGAUGGGUGGGUGAUUUACAAAGACUACCAGUAUUAUUUUAGCAAGGAGAAGGAAACCAUGGAUAAUGCACGAGCAUUUUGCAAGAGGAAUUUUGGUGAUCUUGUUACUAUUAAAAGUGAAAGUGAGAAGAAGUUUCUAUGGAAAUAUAUAAACAAGAAUGGUGGGCAGACACCAUAUUUUAUUGGUUUAUUGAUCAGCUUGGAUAAAAAGUUCAUUUGGAUGGAUGGAAGCAAAGUGGAUUAUGUGGCUUGGGCUACAGGUGAACCCAAUUUUGCCAAUGAAGAUGAAAACUGUGUAACCAUGUAUACAAAUUCAGGGUUUUGGAAUGACAUUAACUGUGGUUAUCCAAAUGCCUUCAUCUGCCAGCGGCAUAACAGCAGCAUCAAUGCCACGGUUAUGCCUACCAUACCCCCAAGCCCAGGUGGCUGUAAGGAAGGUUGGAGUUUGUACAAUAACAAGUGUUUCAAAAUCUUUGGGUUUUCUGAAGAAGAAAGAAAAACUUGGCAAGCAGCACGCAAAGCUUGCAUAGGAUUUAAAGGAAAUCUGGUAUCCAUACAGAAUGAAAAAGAGCAAGCAUUUCUUACCUACCAUAUGAAAGACUCCACUUUUAAUGCCUGGACUGGGCUGAAUGACAUCAAUUCAGAGCACACGUUCCUUUGGACAGAUGGGAGAGGAGUUCAUUAUACAAACUGGGGAAAAGGCUAUCCUGGUGGAAGAAGAAGCAGUCUGUCCUAUGAAGAUGCUGACUGUGUUGUUAUUAUUGGAGGCAAAUCAAGGGAGGCAGGGACAUGGAUGGAUGACACCUGUGACAGUAAGCGAGGCUAUAUAUGCCAGACACCCCCUGACCCUUCCUUGCCUAAUCUUCCAACAAAAGCUCCAGCAGAUGGCUUUAUUAAGUAUGGUGAAAGCAGCUACUCACUCAUGAAACUGAAGUUACCAUGGCUCGAAGCAGAGAAAUAUUGCAAAGAUUAUGCUUCCCGCAUUGCUAGCAUUCUGGAUCCCUACAGUAAUGCAUUUGCAUGGAUGCAAAUGCACACAUUUAAUGUACCUGUGUGGAUUGCCCUGAACAGUAACUUGACAAAUAAUGAAUAUACUUGGACUGACAAGUGGAGGAUGAGGUACACUAACUGGGCCGCUGAUGAACCCAAGCUGAAAUCAGCGUGUGUUUAUCUGGAUGUUGAUGGCUGCUGGAAGACAUCGUAUUGCAAUGAAAGUUUUUAUUUUCUCUGCAAAAAAUCAGAUGAAAUUCCUGCCACUGAGCCUCCACAACUGCCCGGCAGAUGUCCAGAGUCAGAGCACACUGCGUGGGUUCCUUUCCAUGGUCACUGCUACUAUAUUGAGUCUUCAUUUACGAGGAAUUGGGGUCAAGCAUCUCUGGAAUGCCUUCGAAUGGGCUCCUCUCUGGUUUCCAUUGAAAGUGCUGCUGAAUCUAGUUUUCUGUCAUAUCGAGUUGAACCUCUCAAAAGUAAAACCAAUUUUUGGAUAGGCAUGUUCAGAAAUGUUGAAGGAAAGUGGCUCUGGUUAGACAACAGUCCAGUCUCCUUUGUCAACUGGAACACAGGAGAUCCCUCUGGUGAACGAAAUGAUUGUGUACUUUUAACUGCAUCUUCUGGGUUUUGGAAUAAUAUUCACUGUACUUCCUACAAAGGAUUUAUCUGUAAAAGACCAAAAAUUAUUGACACUGAGCCUACUCAUACAUCAACGACAACAAAAGCUGACUCAAGGAAGAUGGAGCCUCCCAAACAGUCUUCCAGCAUGGCAGGAGUGGUGGUCAUUGUGAUCCUUCUAAUUGUCGCAGGUGCUGGCCUCACUGCCUAUUUCUUUUAUAAGAAACGACGCACGCACAUACCUCAAGAGAGCACCUUUGAAAACACUCUCUAUUUUAACAGUCAAUCAAGUUCAGGAAUGAGUGACACAAAAGAUCUCAUGGACAAUAUUGAACAGAAUGAACACGCAGUCAUAUAGUAUAACGCAAUGAUGUUAUAUUUGGAUUUCAUAAAAUUGUAAAGUUUUAGAUUCUUUGAUUCAAUGUGAUUGUGUCUUUUAAAAAAUAGUACUGUAAUGCACUGGUCUGUUCUUUUCUUUGCCUAAUUGAAGAAAUAAUUGCUCAUUUUCUAACCUGGCAAGAUAUUUUUAUAAAAAGGGAUAAUAGUGCUGAUUACACAUUUUAUAAGAUCUUAGGUGAAUACACAGCACUACAGUGUCAGUGUUCAAACAUCAUUGGUGGUAGCUCCUAUAACUGCAUACAUAUUACAAGAACUCUACAAAUAACCAACCUAGCCUUUUGGAAUAAUUUAAGGAAAUCCCAAAGAUAAGCUGCUACCCACUGCAUUGUAAUUCAGCUAGAAGACCAUUUUAAAAACAAGUAUAAGUAACCUCAUGUGGAAAAAAAAUGUAGUCAGUGUCUUUUUCAUCAGUUGAUUUCACUCCAAUUAUUUCAAGUUGUCUUUGCCCAUGUGUAGAAGAAUAAGGCAGCUGAGAGUCUUGUUUUCCCCAAACAAGGUUUUACAGGCUGAAUAUUGCAAAUGUGUUCUUUGUCCUGUUGUCUGUAUAUCAGGAAGGCAAAGAUGUGAAAUAAAAAUGUAAAUGUACAUAACUGGAUGUACUUAGAUAAUGUGAAAUAAACAUUAAAGAUAAGGUCUAUUUUUAAUA